Molecule: messenger RNA, 294 nt
Organism: Gongylonema pulchrum
Lineage: Eukaryota; Metazoa; Nematoda; Chromadorea; Rhabditida; Gongylonematidae
Source: the annotation of a GenBank genome assembly
AUGCGUGAGCACAUUCCGAUGGCUCUGAUAAACAGCAAGCCUGUAUGGGCAGCUCUGCUUGCCAAAAUGCCAAUGAUGGCCCUGCUAAAAAAUAUGUGCAAAUUAGCUGCUGUGGGCAUUUUGGUUGAAGCCGACGAAAACAGGUAUGUCCGAACUGGAACACAGCCAGGAGUAGAGUUUUUUAGCGUCAGCUGGGAGGCUGGACGCAGUAUCCGCAUUCACCAUCAAAAGAGAUUGAAGGCAUUUUUAAAAAGCCUUUCGUCUUUGCUUCUUAGUGAUUUUCCUAGAACUUAG